UGCAUGCACCACGCAAGGCCGCCCGCCGCCGCUCAGAUCUUCGUCGGCCCCCUCUCGCCUCUCAACCACAACAUCGCAACAUGUCGGCCUCUGCUCUGCACCGCUACUGGCACGAGAACGGCGCAGGGCCCUCGGCGCGCGGCAAGGCGCCGUUUGCGCUCGUCACGGGCAGCACGGGCGGGAUGGGCGAGGAGUGGGCGCUGCAGCUCGCCGCGCUCGGCUUCAACGUCAUCAUCCAGGGGCGCAACAAGGGCAAGCUCGAGACGGUGCGCUCGCAGAUCCACAAGCUGGCGCCCGACGCCGACGUGCGCCUGCUCGUCACCGAGGCGACGGUGUACCCCAACCCGGCGCUGACCGAGGGCCUGGCCAAGCUGCUCGACGAGCCCGACGUGCGGCUCACCGUCGUCAUCUCCAACCUCGGCGUCAACGAGCUGUCCUAUCCGAAGCUCGACGAGCAGUCGAGCGAGAGCGUCGCCGGCAUCGUGCUCGCCAACGCAUUCUACCCCGCCGAGGUGGCGCGCAUCUGUCUGCCGCAUCUGAAGCGCCACGAGCCGUCGCUGCUCGUGACUGUGACGAGCAUUGGCUGCUGGGCGCCGCCUCCGUAUCUCUCGCCGUACUGCGGCACCAAGGGCUUCGACGUCAGCUUCAGCCGCUCGCUGCACAACGAGAUGAUCUGCGAGAAGCGGCAGGUCGACAUCGUCUGCAUGGUGCCCGGCCAGGUGUCGUCCAACAUGUGCCUCGAGCCAGUCAGCCGCAUGGUGCCGACGUCUGCAGACUGGGUCAAGGCGGGCAUUGCCUCGCUGCGCUCCACGUGGUGGACGCCGCGGCCAGGCGCAGUCGUCGUGCCGUGGGGCCCGCACGCCUGGGGCAUGUUCUUCAUCGCAUGGGCGCCGGCUUUCAUGGUCAACGCCAUCGCGCGCAGCAAGGUCGUCACGAUGCGCGACGAGUACCUGGCGGCGAACGCCAAGGACAAGUAGGCGCGCUCACAAGCUCGAUCCGGGCCUCGCUCUUUACCCAGCCACGUUCUCAGCACGAGGGAUCACGCGUGGCGCUCCAUAAAUAUGACACAUUCCCCUGAG
Molecule: messenger RNA, 1079 nt
Organism: Tilletiopsis washingtonensis
Lineage: Eukaryota; Fungi; Basidiomycota; Exobasidiomycetes; Entylomatales
Product: NAD(P)-binding protein
Exons: 4
Coding region: 81-977 (298 amino acids)
Cellular component (GO): endoplasmic reticulum
Molecular function (GO): oxidoreductase activity
Source: RefSeq, a predicted model, not a curated record